Molecule: messenger RNA, 2403 nt
Organism: Arabidopsis lyrata subsp. lyrata
Lineage: Eukaryota; Viridiplantae; Streptophyta; Magnoliopsida; Brassicales; Brassicaceae
Exons: 2
Coding region: 100-2013 (637 amino acids)
Biological process (GO): meristem development; meristem maintenance
Source: RefSeq, a predicted model, not a curated record
UUUGUUUCCCUCUAAAAACAGUCAACCUAGCACCAACAAAAACACACGUCUCUUGAAACUCUGUUUUACCACCACACCUCCAUUGAAGGAUCUGAAGCUAUGCUUCCUUGCCAAAUUCCUUCCCCUCAAAUCAAUGCUCUGUCAUCAAGUGUUUCCUUCAAUGGGUGGAGAUUUGCAAACCCGAGAUUUAAGUUUUGGGCUAGAAAAAUGGCUACUUUGCACGAAACCACCUGGAGAAAAGCUGGGAUCUUUGAAGCAGUUAAUGCAUCCACAUACAACAUCAGCAAAAACACAGAUCUCGUCCUCGAUGUUGCUGAGAAAUGGUGUCCUGAUACUAACACCUUUGUUUUCCCUUGGGGUGAAGCAACCAUAACCCUUGAAGACGUUAUGGUGCUUUCAGGUCUCUCUGUUUUGGGUUCACCGGUUUUUGCUACUCUGGAUAGCGCAGGAGAGAUGAUUAUGGUGAAGCUAAAGAAAGAAUGGCAGACGAUUAAACGAAUAGGUAAAGUCAGUCAUGUAACACAACUGGCAUGGACGGAUAGAUUCAAGAACAGUGGUGAUGAGCUUGAGCAUGUUGCUUUCCUUGUCUUGUGGCUUAGCUACUUUGUGUUUCCAUCACGCUUCCAUCAUAUCUGUGAGCCUAUUUUGUCAAUUGCUGUUCAUCUUUCAUGUGGGACUAGGAUUGCUCUUGCUCCUGCUGUUCUUGCUCAUGUGUAUGCUGACUUAAGUCUCUUAAAAACCCACAUCAGAGGCUUUAGCAAAUCGUCUACUAGGGGCGAAAUUGGUUUGAGUGCCUUGUUUAAGCUGGUUCAAGUUUGGACAUGGGAGAGAUUUAGGGAACUACAACCAAACCCUAAUGAGUUGCUAGAAGGUAAGCCAAGAGUGGCUCUUUGGAAUGACUUGAAACAGAAAACUAGCGACGCGAGGCAGAUUCUGGUCAAUUCGAAAAUCGACAGUUUUGAGUGGCGUCCCUACACAAGAAGUGUGAAAAACUGGGAUUUUCCUAAGUUUUACCCUGAGGAAGCGAUGUGUGUUCGUGUUUGUCCGAGUCUUGAUGAAGAAUUUAUCUCAUUUGCUCGAUGCAUCAAAGUGUCUGAGCUUGUUGGAAUUAGGAAAGUGGAGCAUUACUUCCCCAAUAGAGUGGCUUCACAGUUUGGAAUGCUUCAGGAUGUUCCUUCUCCUGUUGAAAGGAACAAGCUCUCACGAGAGGCAGCUUGGAAGGAUUAUGAUAAGCCUAUUGAUGAUUUGACAUUACACAUUCCUUCCCGUUCUGCAAUACCUCGUGUGACUUCAACAUUCUGCGAAUGGUGGAGAAAGUCGUAUCCAGAAUUAAUCCAGUAUUCUUCUAAGGAGAAGGGUGUUGUUGUAUCAGCUGAAACAUUAAAAAUCAUAGGUGAUGAUACUAGUUCAGGCGUUAAGAGGAAGAGCACAAGCAAGGAUGAAAUGACUAUAGCUGAGUAUUCAAACAAGAGACUCAAGUGCAUUGAGGAAGCUCGUGACAAGAGACGCAAGUACAUGAAAAAACAAGCUCGUGAAAUAGGCUCAAACGGAACAAGCAAGGAUGAAAUGAAGAUAGCUGAGGAUUCAAACAAGAGAUGCAAGUACGUGAUGCAAGAUCGUAAGAACGAUGGGAGUACUAUGGGUCUUUGUCAGAGACAGGUACCUUCAGAAACUGAUGAAGAAGUUGAUAGUCUCACCAUCGCUGAACUGCUGGAUUUAAACAUUCACAUUGCUGUAGCUGAUGAAACUCAUGGACAGGGUCGUUUGCUUCUUGAUAAUGGCCUUGGAAGUAAAGAAACUAUGAAAUCCAGUGAGGAUUUAGAAAAGGGAAACGAUAGUUCUGGUGAGGGUAAUGCUGGUAAGGACUCCUACGAAGAGAGAUUUCAAAAGCUGAAGGUGCUGGUAUCGUCGCUAGAAGAGCGUAUGAAUAAGACACAAAAAACUGUGGCAUGGUUGAUUGAACAGAAAACCGUAAAAGAGAGAAGACUAGCAGCAGCAGCUCGUUUGAUCUAGGCGUGUUCGAGGUUGGUUUGGCAGUCAAAUGCAAGUGGAGAUUAUCAAAGAUCAAUCUCACCUUUGUGACCUUUUGCUUUAUUAUCUUUUAUUUUACCUUUUGAGAACUGGUUUGCUUUAAGUGUUUCAUUGUAUCUUUUGAUGACUGGUUUGCUUUUUAAGUGUUUCAUUUGUAUCUUUUGAGGACUGGUUUGCUUUUAAGUGUUUCAUUUGUAUCUUUGAACACAGUUAUGAGUUUCUUGGUUUCCUUAUCGAGAUAAACGCCUGAUUUGAUAAGGAAACCAAGAUAUUAAUUAUGCAAGUAGAAUAUCAAAGAUCAAUCUCACCUUUGUGAUCUCUUGGUUUAGUAUCUUUUUAUGUUCCUGCUUAGUAUCUUUUAAGAACUGGUUU